Messenger RNA from Plutella xylostella (diamondback moth), 3222 nucleotides. It is a transcript of the gene cta, whose product is annotated as Guanine nucleotide-binding protein subunit alpha cta. Gene Ontology annotation, molecular function: G-protein beta/gamma-subunit complex binding; GTPase activity; D5 dopamine receptor binding. NCBI's taxonomy places the organism in Eukaryota, Metazoa, Arthropoda, Insecta, Lepidoptera, Plutellidae. Gene Ontology annotation, biological process: Rho protein signal transduction; adenylate cyclase-modulating G protein-coupled receptor signaling pathway. The record is from RefSeq and is a predicted model, not a curated record. Gene Ontology annotation, cellular component: heterotrimeric G-protein complex; brush border membrane; cytoplasm.
UAAAAAAACCCAUGUAGGCAAAACACUGUGAUACAAAUACAAAUAAUUUAUUUGUCUUUCAAUCAAUGAGUUUGGGAGGGGUGAUUGUAGAAAUGUGUGUGUGCUACGAGUCCAUGUUUUAAUUAAUUACAAGUAGCAGUAGUGAUUCAGUGGAAAUGUGUUCUUGACUACCGUUUUACACAUAUUGUACCCUGUAUCUUCCUUGUUUCGCUUCGUUUUGGGCGUUGAUAAUCAUGCAAAAUGGCCAACGAUAUGUGGUCAUGUACCUGUUGUACCGAAGCCCUAACGUGUUGGCUGAGGCUCAAGCUGUCGCCAGAAGAAAUAGAGCAACGGUACAGGAGCAAAGAGAUCGACAGGAUACUUGAGAAGGACAAGCAGGCGCUGAAACGGCAGGUCAAACUGCUGCUGCUCGGCGCGGGUGAAAGCGGCAAAUCAACAUUCCUGAAGCAGAUGAGGAUUAUACACAAAGUGAAGUUCGAGCCGGAACUAGUGCGCGAGUACCAGCACGUGAUCUACCAGAACAUCGUGAAGGGGAUCCAGGUGUUGGUGGACGCGCGGGACAAGCUCGCCAUCCCGUGGGAAAACCCCAGGAAUCUGGACCUCGGCCAGCAAGCGCUGCACUUCAACAGCGCCGCGUCGCUGGACAGCCGGCUGUUCAUGCAUUAUGCACCACACAUACAGUCCUUGUGGUUAGACAGGGCCAUAAAGAGAGCCUAUGACAGACGGAGAGAAUUCCAAUUGAGCGACUCAGUGAGCUACUUCUUCGAAGACCUCGAGCGCAUCGCCCGGCUGGACUACGUGCCGUCGCACCAGGACAUCCUGCACUGCCGGAAGGCCACCAAGGGCAUCUCCGAGUGCACCAUCAACAUCAACAACGUGCCCUUCGUGUUUGUAGAUGUUGGGGGGCAGCGGACGCAGCGGCAAAAGUGGACGCAGUGCUUCGACUCGGUCACGUCGAUACUGUUUCUCGUGUCGACGUCGGAGUUCGACCAGGUGCUGUCGGAGGAUAGGAAAACUAACCGGCUAGAGGAGGCGCUCAACAUCUUCGACACGAUCGUGAACAACGUCAACUUCAAAGGCAUUUCCAUUAUCCUGUUCCUGAACAAGUCGGACCUGCUCGCGAGGAAGGUCGCAAGCAAAGACACGGACAUCCGCUGGUACUACCCGCAGUUCGCAGGGGACCCACACAACUUGCGUGAUGUCCAAAUGUUCCUACUCAACAUGUUCGCCAACGCUCGGAGGGAACCCAAGACAACCCUUUACCACCACUUCACAACAGCCAUAGACACUCACAAUAUAGAGGUCGUCUUCAACUCGGUAAAGGAUACGAUUCUCAACAGGAACCUCGAAUCUCUCAUGCUGCAGUGACAUGGAUUUUAUGUGAUACCACGUUCAAAGCAUAAUUGUAUUUUUAAGGAACUGUGUAUGUAUGUAUGCAUAAUAGUGAAAAGACAAAAUAAUGUGAUUGUAUAAUAUGUACAGACCUUUAAAGGCCUAUAUGUAACGUUUAUAGGUGUCUUAUAGGAAGUUUUGUACGCUGUAUUUGAGUGUCAAAUACGUAUGAGAUAGCUAUGUGUAGUAUUUAAAUGUAACAAUUUGUAUAUCAGUAUAUUAAUGACCAAAAAGUAGAUUUUGCACAUGAAAUGUAUUAUAUUGAACACGUUGUAUGAUUUUUUAAUGUGUAUAAGCGGAUGGGUAAUCUGACAUUGUAUACUAUUGGUGUAAUGACAUGUAUGAAUAUGGUAAUAAUGUAGGUAAACUAUUCAACUAUAGGCCGCUCGAUCGGAAUCUUAUGGUUGUAACUUAUCUGUCGUAUCUACGCAUAUACUCACUGUGAAGUCUGAAUCACCAUAGCUUCAUAUAUAGUCAGAUUUUCAUGUAUACGUCCGUAUGUAUAAGCAACAUUCCUCAAACAAUGCAGCAACUUACAUAUACGGCGGCUAAGAUCUUUCAGAGACUUCAGAGAGCUUCUAUGACAUCAUAAAUACAUAUAACGCAAUGAGUUAGAAUCGUGGUAGCGAUAAAUCAUAAUCAAAAGCGACACAAAGCGAACAGAUAAGUUGCAAACACAGAAACUUCACCAUAGAUCUUCCUUCAAAUGUAGGAACAGAAGGGUAGCGCGCAAUGGCUUUUAGAUGAUACGUAGAAUAGGCAAUAAUUGAAAAGGUGCUUAAAAAUUUAUAAAUGCUCAUUUCCUACUGAUGCCUGUAGAAAGUUAUGCAGAGUGAAAUACUUUAAAGCGAACAUUUUAUAAUAUUUGUAUCGGAAUUUUGCACGACUAUACUGCAGAGGGCACAGGGUGCCUGGCGUUGGAAUUUGAGACUAAACUCGUAUCUUGCGGUAGGCCUAAUAUUGCGUGGAGUCCAUUGUUUGCAAGAAUCUUGCCUCAGCAAGACUAUGGACAUGUUACAAAAUUCAUAUUCAUCUAUAAAAGUUCUGAAUGAAUGUAAUCUGCUUCAAUAUAAAAUAAUUAUAUAUUUUUGUAAUGAAAUUGGGCUCAAACAUAUCGUGGCAAUAAAUAAAGUUAAAAAAUAGUUAAUUGUAAAUGUUAUAACGAAUGCAUCCAACCAGGCCUAGGUGUUUAUCCAAACCUGGCAGUAAAGAUAUAAAUUAUUAUUAGCAAUGCCAGGAAAUUGAAAUAAAAUACUUAUUGAAUAAUAAAUAAUAGCGCGAGGAAGAUAUUAUUGGGAAGUAAUAACAGGUGCCACCUAAACGGGCUCAAUUUAAUGAUGUACUCACUUAUUUAUACAUGUAACAAUGGUAAAAAUAAUUCAGUAGAUGGCAACAUCGAUUGAAUUUAACAGUCCGUGGGUCCGAGUUACGGAUGCUGUUUGUAACUGUGAUUUAUUUUUUUAUAAAUAUUAGGCUGUAAACAGCAACGAAAUUUUGUAAGAAACAAUUUUGACAAAUCAGUUGAUUCUGAAGCAACUCAUUUAAAAUGGAGAGCUUUCAAAACAUAGUGAAUUCAUAGGGAAAUUACAUCUGCACAGCCAAGGAUGUCAGUGAUUUUGCAAGUAUGUACGGUCAGCUGCACAAGUAGCUACAAGUACACUUCUUUACCUUGUCUAACUGGCGUGGCGAACCGUCUAUGUUUCAGUGAAUUGAUAGGCGGUUUCAGAUUGACAAGGUACAAAAGUGUAUAGCUACUUAUGCAGCUGUACCUACAGUCAGAUUCCUAAAUAUAUACACUAUUGUGCCUUGUCAAACUAACAAACCGUCUAU